Molecule: messenger RNA, 1189 nt
Organism: Spinacia oleracea (spinach)
Lineage: Eukaryota; Viridiplantae; Streptophyta; Magnoliopsida; Caryophyllales; Amaranthaceae
Product: vacuolar protein sorting-associated protein 28 homolog 1
Exons: 2
Coding region: 322-951 (209 amino acids)
Biological process (GO): protein transport to vacuole involved in ubiquitin-dependent protein catabolic process via the multivesicular body sorting pathway
Cellular component (GO): ESCRT I complex
Molecular function (GO): protein-containing complex binding
Source: RefSeq, a predicted model, not a curated record
UAUGGUGUGUGACAGGAAAUGGCGUAAGCAAAAGUAGACUAACAAUGCCUUGCCUCUAAUCUUGAUCCCCACACGCAACCUCUCUGUCCUCAAGCGUACAUCUUUCCUGCUUUCACCUGCUGCAUCUCCCUCCCCUCCUCUAAACCGCGUUCUUUCUCUCUCCUCGUCCUUGUGACAAGUAUUCUCUGCGCGUGUCCCAUUCCUUCUCCAAUUUGUUCUGUAUCCCACAAAAUUUCAAUUUCGGAAACCCUAACCCUAAAAAAAAACCCCAAAUUUUUGUAACGAGCUUUUCCUAAAAAAACCCACAUAGUGUAACCCAAGAUGGAAGUGAAACUAUGGAAUGAUAAGCGUGAAAGAGAAAUGUAUGAGAAUUUUGCCGAGCUUUUCGCCAUUAUUAAAGCUACUGAGAAGCUUGAAAAGGCUUACAUUAGGGAUGUUAUUGCACCUUCAGACUAUGAAACUGAGUGCCUUAAACUGAUUGCCCACUUCAAAACCCUUUCAUCAUCGUUGAAAGACACUGUCCCAAGCAUUGAGAGCUUUGCUGAUACAUAUAAAAUGGAUUGCCGGGCCGCGUUAAAUAGGCUGGUAACUUCUGGGGUUCCUGCUACAGUGGAACACAGAUCAGCUGCUGCUUCUUCUUCCACAAAUUCAGCUGCCACUGUUGCAGAGUGUGUUCAGAACUUCAUCACAUCCAUGGACUCAUUGAAAUUGAACAUGGUGGCGGUUGAUCAGGUUUAUCCCCUGCUUUCGGACCUCUCAACGUCGUUGAACAAGCUCAGUUUAUUGCCGCCUGAUUUUGAAGGGAAGACCAAAAUGAAAGAGUGGCUCGGACGGUUGUCUAAGAUGGGAGCUUCUGAUGAGCUGACUGAGCAACAAGCAAGACAGCUUCACUUUGAUCUCGAGUCUUCGUACAACUCUUUCAUGGCUGCGUUGCCUCAUGCUGGAAAUUGAUUCGUUUGGGGUGAGCUUGUAAAUAAUAAUUAUGAAUCUAUUUAUUUAUUUUGCUCUUUGUAUUAAUUAAGUAGGUGAUUCAUAUGUUGUGGUUACUUUUGCUAGAAUGGGAAAAGAUGGUGUUGUUUCCUUUCAAAUGGAUUUCAUGAUGCUGGUGGUGGUGUGUGUAGGAGAGAAUUUUUUGUACCUGUGAAUUGACCUCAUAUGUUGAAUACACUUUGCUCCUUGUUCUGAUCUA